AAGAUCCGCCGCCGCAACAGGACCAUCGCAUCAUGCCUGAGUUGUCGCCAACGUAAAUUGAAAUGCGACAAACAAGUACCGUGUGGUAACUGUCAGCGCUUCCAGAGAGAUUGUUUGUACAUUGCUCCAGCUCUGGACACUGCUGCUCAGCAGAAGUUGGCUGAAAUCAAGGAUCGACUCGGUGACCUCGAAGAAACGCUUGAACGAGAUGUUGCUCGUCGCGCUGCCGCCAAAUCAGGAUCCGAUCGCUCUGCUGUAGUACCCAAGAUUGAAGCCGAAGACGAUGAUUACGAGGGCUUGUCAGCCGACGAUGAGCAAGAUCCUGAGCCCUCUCCUCUCGGCAUGUUUGAUCAGGUCUAUGAUAACGAUGCUGACGAUGGACUUAUGGAUCUUGGUAUUCAGCUCGGCAAGUUGCGAAUGUCCGACAGGGUGGGCGGCCUAGUGCGACCAAAAAUGUCUGACGAGCUCAAUGCAAAGCUGCGCAGUGCUAACCACAAGAGUCAAAACUUGUACUGUCAACGCCAUGGCUACACUGAUCCAAACGUGCCAUGGCAACCCGGCGCCGUAUCCCAAGAGGAGUUCCUCAAUCCUGGACCAGAUUUCAUUGUUCCGUCUUCGAAUUUGUUCUUCCCGGAGCCCAUAACGGCGUACUUUCUCCCACCUCGCCACGUUGCGGAUCAGCUCAUCACGCAAUAUCUCAAUGCCGUGCAUCCUGUCGCUCGUCUCGUUCAUCAGCCCACAUUCGAAAGACAAUAUACUCUCUUUUGGAGUAAUCUGAGUAAUGGCACGAUAACACCGGCUCCUAUUCAGGCCAUUCUCUUCGCAGCAAUGUUCUCGGCGGCUGUCAGUUUGUCUGAUGAUUCAGCUGCAUCGUUUUCCGAGAUGCCUAAGCAAUCGCUUGUGGAAAGGCUUCGUGAAAUGGCCGAGUUCAUGCUUUCAAGAGCAAAUCUUCUGAGGACAACGAAAAUAGACACCAUGCAGGCCUUCAUCAUGUAUUUGCUUCCCCUAUGUCGGACGGAGAUCUCCCGAGCACACUCGGCUCUCGUAGGGACCGCAAUUCGUCUUGCACAAUGCAUGGGACUCCAUCGCGACGGAACCACGUUCGGUUUGAGUGCUGUUGAUACUCACGUCCGAAGAUUGAUCUGGUACCAAAUUUGUUUCUUGGACGUCCGGACCUGCGAAGCUACUGGACCUCGUCCCCAGAUCCGUAAAGAAGAAUACGACACCAAGCUGCCUCUUAAUGUUAAUGACACGGAUCUUAUGACAGCCUCACCGCCAAGCGAUGAUCUGCCCUACUGGACCGAUAUGACCUUGUCUAAGCUCAAGUUCGAGUGUUACGAACUCAUACGCCAACUUUGGGUGGAUAUGCAGCGCAUGGACCAAAAGAAACUGUCUUUGACCUCCGUUCUAAACAGAAUCAAAAAGUUCCGAGCGACCACAGAAGCCAAAUACUCACCUCUGGUUCAAGGAAACACACCGAAGCAGAUUCUCGCAAAGCAAUUAUACCGUGCCUCCAGCAACAGAGCCUUGGUCGUCAUCUUGCAGCGAUAUGCUGUGGGCACGAACUACCCUAUGCCUGAGAGACUUCGCAAUCUACUUAUUGAGGCCUGUAUGGGUACUGUCGAAGCUGGCGUAGCCAUGGAGACCCGACAAGAGUUGGCAAUGUGGGCAUGGUAUCGCGGAGCUAUUCUACAAUAUCAUGCCGCCGUGCUUCUGGUGUUCGAAGUCUAUGCCAGACCCGAGAUGCCCGAGGCCACACGGAUCUGGAACAGUCUCGAUUACAUCUUCGAAACGCCACCUCAAGCUUCUCAGGUAGACAAGGCGGAGGGCAUUAUCAUCACGCUCCGGGACCGCCUAGAGAAAUACCACAGUGUACGGAAAUUACGCGCGACA
Messenger RNA from Aureobasidium namibiae CBS 147.97, 1893 nucleotides. RefSeq lists its product as uncharacterized. The transcript is spliced from 5 exons. NCBI's taxonomy places the organism in Eukaryota, Fungi, Ascomycota, Dothideomycetes, Dothideales, Saccotheciaceae. Gene Ontology annotation, molecular function: zinc ion binding; DNA-binding transcription factor activity, RNA polymerase II-specific; DNA binding. The annotation marks the transcript as partial. Gene Ontology annotation, biological process: regulation of DNA-templated transcription; DNA-templated transcription. The record is from RefSeq and is a predicted model, not a curated record.